Messenger RNA from Meloidogyne enterolobii, 651 nucleotides. Lineage: Eukaryota; Metazoa; Nematoda; Chromadorea; Rhabditida; Meloidogynidae. The record is from the annotation of a GenBank genome assembly.
AUGGACCCAUUCGUAGGAAAUGGAGCAUUUAUUGGCAAUUUUGAUGGAAAUCCCACUAGAUCGUUUACAAAAUGGGUGGAAAAAUUUAAAGAUAUUUUGUCUUUAAUGACUGAGCCUACUGAGGUACAAAAAUUAGCCCGCUUGCGUUUUUGUUUGUCCGGGCAAGCGCGAAUCACAUAUGAUAAUAUUAAUCCCGCACCUACGACCCUAGCGGAGGCUAUUGCUUAUUUGAAAGGUAAAUACGAGAAUAGAAACACUAAAGUAAUUGCACGCCAACUGUUGUCAAGUUGUAGACAUGCGCCUGGCGAAUCUGUUUUUGAGUUUGCGAACCGACUUUCGGAGACAGUCCGUACAGCCCUUUCAGGAGAAAAUGAGGAGACAAUUAAAAGACGCCUCUUGGAUGAAUUUCUCGAUAGACUUUUACCUGAGCUUCAAUUUGAGGUAAAAGCCCAGAGACCGACUGAUUACGCUAUUGCUUAUGAAACAGCGCAGCACUAUGAGUUGCUACUUGCGGCUAGGAAAUUCAGUCAAGCUUCAGAUAAAAAAUUAGCUGAAAAAGUCGAAGCCUUGCCAAUUCAAAAUACAAAAAAUUAUAGCAAAGACAAUAGAAAAUGUUAUUACUGCAAGAAAAAAGGCCAUCUUGGCCAAUAA